Pseudogymnoascus verrucosus is the source of this 1097-nucleotide messenger RNA. RefSeq lists its product as uncharacterized. The transcript has a single exon. Bases 190 to 1011 code for a protein of 273 amino acids. Gene Ontology annotation, cellular component: extracellular region. The record is from RefSeq and is a predicted model, not a curated record. NCBI's taxonomy places the organism in Eukaryota, Fungi, Ascomycota, Leotiomycetes, Thelebolales, Thelebolaceae.
CAGAGUACAGAGGAUUGCAUGCCAGUUCCUCGACUUACUUACCACGUUGGCGGCUUCGGUUCAGAUAUAAAAGAUCAGUUCAUAUCUCACCUGGACAUUGAUCACCAAUUGCCGCCAAAGCAUUUAGCAAUCGUCCUUACAAACUAAGCAGUUCUAUUCAGACUUCUUCUACCAUCUCUCACAGUAACAAUGCUUCUCAGCAAAAACUUACUCGCCCUUGCUACAUAUGCGUUUGUGGGAAGCACUGCUUUAGGCAUUAACUGUCAAGGCAGCGGCCUCUGCACUGGUUCCAAAGGGAUCUUAGGGCAAGCCCAAGGCCAGUUGAGGGCACUAGACCAAAGCCAACAAUUCUCCGACGGACAACACAUUACAUGUGUUAAGACGUCCAACAUCGGGGAGCCAUCGCUCUGCAUCUUCUAUCAAAAAACCAACGGUCGAAAGUGGACGGUCGCUCAAACUGUCAAUUACGUUCAACAACUCAUCGACCACGGAUGCAAAGCCUGCGGUAGCGUCCCCACGGAUUCCGGCAACAAUGUGAACAACGGCGAGCUGACUGCAAACAUGGUGACAAACGCACAACCAGGCAUAGAUAAAAGGAAAGAAGAGGAUGUCCCGAAGGUUGCUGUGCAGGAAGAAUAUUCCCAACCUACCGAGAGGAAAGAGGCAUCGGCAGCAGCUCUUGGCAUCAACUGUCGUGGCAGCUCGACCUGCGGGGUUGGAGGCGUUGGCCACUCUCCUGCAGGCACAAUGGAACAGGUCAGGGACGCCGUCGCGGCUGGCCCGGAGGGACAAUGGGGAAAUGGGCAGCAGAUCGCCUGUGUGCCGCACGUCACCGGCAGACUCUGUGCUUUCUACCAGAAUAUCGGCUCUCGCACCUUUACCAAGGGCCAAACAGUUACGUAUCUUGAUCAGCUGAGAGAUCAUGGCUGCAGGAACUGCGGUAGCAUCCCAACAGACCCUGGAAAUGAUGUCUCUAAGGGCGAGUUGACUGUCAACUUUGUUGCUAACUGAGAUGGCAUUUGGGACAAGGUGCACUCGCACUAUAUCUAACACGUUCCUUCAGUCGCACAAACAGCUGAAUUGACCGCCUGAAACAG